AUGGAUAAGUGGGAUGAAAGAAAGAAAGAAGCUGGAUUUAAUGAUGUUGCGAAUAACCAAGCUGCAAUACGCAUUCUGCUCGGCGGAUCGCCAGAGAACAAUCGCAUUGUGAAAAAUGACAGCGCCAGAGGUGAUCCGCUCCCUACACUCAAUGCUGCGGACAACAAAGAGAUGAUCUAUGAUGCGUGCUCGUAUGGAAGGCUUUCAAUUGAGACUGAAUUGAAUGCGGUAUUCUCCUCGCUGGUCUUUAAAUUCCAAAAACUUAUAUUCAUCAAUUAUUGUAUUAUUUUGCUCUACAUGGGUAAUUCAGUUGAGACGAUCGACUGGAUGAUGCGCCGCUAUAUAAGCGACUCGAGUUCUAAGAACUUGAAGCGGUAUCGCCGGGGCUGCGCCCGGCGCCCUCACCUUUACGCGCGGUUUACAGACGCACCGGAAGAAUGUCACAAAAUGUUCACUGAGCGAUUGGGUGCAGCGGAAGUACCUCAAUGCAAGGAUGGAUUUAUACCAUUUUGUAUUCCUAGCAUCAUCAAGAGUUUGGUUGGUGAUAAUAUUGAACAGGGAAAGUCACCUCACAGAGAGUGA
Molecule: messenger RNA, 582 nt
Organism: Histoplasma mississippiense
Lineage: Eukaryota; Fungi; Ascomycota; Eurotiomycetes; Onygenales; Ajellomycetaceae
Exons: 3
Coding region: 1-582 (193 amino acids)
Source: RefSeq, a predicted model, not a curated record